This is a messenger RNA of Molossus molossus (Pallas's mastiff bat), 2432 nucleotides long. RefSeq names its product potassium voltage-gated channel subfamily A regulatory beta subunit 3 (gene KCNAB3). The coding region runs from base 417 to 1628 and encodes 403 amino acids. Gene Ontology annotation, cellular component: voltage-gated potassium channel complex; cytoplasm; membrane. The record is from RefSeq and is a predicted model, not a curated record. The transcript is spliced from 14 exons. Gene Ontology annotation, molecular function: transmembrane transporter binding; voltage-gated potassium channel activity; potassium channel regulator activity. Gene Ontology annotation, biological process: potassium ion transport; regulation of potassium ion transmembrane transport. NCBI's taxonomy places the organism in Eukaryota, Metazoa, Chordata, Mammalia, Chiroptera, Molossidae.
AGCUGGGCUCGCUGCGGACGCGGGUGGGAGCCUAGCAGUCCCGCAGAGGUUCAGGCUGAGGUGGCACCUUCCAGCCCCACUCGUCACUAGGUCCCUACCCCCCUAGAAUCGCCCUCCACCUUUAUCCUUAUUCAUUUUUGCCCCCCCCCCCCCCCGCCCCGCCAGUGUCCCCGCAGACGAAUAUCUCCACUCCUGGUAACCCCCUGCAUUUCUCUCCUCCCACCACAAACCCCGCGACCUCCAGCAGCCCGCCCCCGCGGGCCGGAUCCUGACUGCUGACUCCCUCCGCAGCCUCCUCAGCCUUCGCGUUCUCCGGGCUCUAGCUACUACAGCCCCGGUUGUCUGUCCUCGGGUUUCCGGGUUUCCUACCCUUCCCGCCCCCUCGGAGCCCCCUACCCCCGUCCUGGCCAGCCGGCAUGCAGGUGUCUAUCGCGUGUACUGAGCAGAACCUUCGCAGCCGCAACAGUGAGGACCGUCUGUGUGGACCCCGGCCAGGCCCUGGGGGCGGUAAUGGUGGGCCAGUCGGCGGGGUGCAUGGCAAUCCUCCAGGAGGAGGAGGGUCAGGCCCCAAGGCCCGGGCAGUGGUCCCCCGACCCCCAGCGCCCGCUGGGGCCCUCCGAGAGAGCACCGGCCGAGGCACUGGCAUGAAAUACAGAAACCUAGGAAAGUCUGGUCUUCGGGUGUCCUGUCUUGGCCUAGGUACCUGGGUCACAUUUGGUUCUCAGAUCUCAGAUGAGACAGCAGAAGAUGUGCUGACAGUAGCCUAUGAGCAUGGUGUAAACCUGUUUGACACCACUGAAGUGUACGCAGCUGGAAAGGCUGAAAGAACCCUAGGCAACAUCCUCAAGAGCAAAGGUUGGAGGAGAUCAAGCUAUGUCAUCACCACCAAGAUUUUUGGGGGAGGACAGGCAGAAACUGAGCGAGGCUUGAGCCGCAAACACAUCAUCGAGGGCUUACGAGGAUCUCUGGAACGUCUCCAGCUGGGAUAUGUGGACAUCGUCUUUGCUAAUCGCUCAGAUCCCAACAGUCCCAUGGAGGAGAUUGUGCGAGCCAUGACCUAUGUCAUCAACCAGGGCCUGGCCCUAUACUGGGGGACAUCCCGAUGGGGGGCUACAGAAAUCAUGGAAGCCUACUCUAUGGCCAGACAGUUCAAUCUGAUUCCUCCAGUGUGUGAACAAGCAGAGCACCAACUGUUUCAGAGAGAGAAGGUGGAGAUGCAGCUGCCAGAGCUCUACCAUAAGAUUGGUGUUGGCUCAGUCACCUGGUCCCCUUUGGCCUGUGGCCUCAUCACUAGCAAGUAUGAUGGGCGAGUCCCAGAUCCCUGCAGGGCCACCAUCAAGGGCUACCAGUGGCUCAAGGACAAGGUGCAGAGUGAGGAUGGCAAGAAGCAACAAGCCAAAGUCAUGGACCUUCUCCCCAUUGCUCACCAGCUGGGCUGCACUGUGGCGCAGCUUGCAAUUGCGUGGUGUCUCCGUAGUGAGGGUGUCAGCUCGGUCUUGCUGGGGGCUUCAAGUGCAGAGCAGCUGAUAGAACACCUGGGCGCCCUACAGGUGCUGAGCCAGCUGACCCCGCAGACGGUUAUGGAGAUAGACGGGCUCCUGGGGAACAAACCACAUUCCAAGAAAUAGUCGGUCGGGGGCGCAGGGACCCAAACCCAGAACCGCUGCACCCCUGCCCACGCACAACUGCUUCCCCGCAGCCAAAUCCCUCCCGCGACCAGAACCAGAGUGGCCUCCGCCCACUAACGAGUUCCGGCUUUGAUAUUAGAUAAGCAUGAACAAAGCCAUAUCCUUCCGCAGAGGGACUGGAGAAGAAAAGUAGUUCGCUGCUACCUGCUGCGUUCUCCUAGGUCUUAUUGCUAAUCCCAGGCAUGAGCUACUGGGCUGUCCCCUCUCUGCCAUUUGGUUUCGCUCCUUUCCCUCUUACCCCAAUAGCUGAGGCCCAUUUAAAAAAGCUAAAUGACAGGCAUAAGAAACGGAGAGUGGGCCUUGAAAUGUCAUCAAAGGGUAAUAACCUAAUAAGAAGUGUGUUGUGAUGUCAUCUGGGACAAAGGGAAGUGGGGCUCUUAGUUAUGCUGUACAAAGGAAGCCAGGCUGGCCCUGGCAGAAAGUAAAUGAUAAUCUUUGGGAAACCAGGACCCUGCCUCCCAGCCAGGAGGUGAAGGGGGACUUAAAACUAGAAUUAGUGUUAAUACAUUGUCUCUGGCAAAGGUGGAGGGAAAUUUGAUGGCAGCUAUACAUCUGGCCAGGGUAGCUCUUGGAAAACACAGUUGGGUGGUGCUUCGCAGGAAAUAGUGACAGCUGUGGGUCACAGCAGAGAUAUGGGGCUGACAUAAGAAGGUCUGGAGAUAGACUUUUGAGCCUUGAGCUGGACUUCCUUCCUGGCAGUGGACUACAGUCUUCCUUUUGGCAAUAAUCUUCAAGCAAUAAUGA